AUGUCUAUCAAAGUCGACGAUGCGGAUCCGAGCAUCACGUACUCCACUGGCUGGACGUUCAAUAUUAGCAGUGCCCAGUACGAUGAUACUUACCACGGAGCUACCAAAGCCGGCAUGACUGCCACCUUCACUUUUACUGGUAUAUCAGUUGCUGCAUACGGCUCCCUAGGGUCUUGGGACGUCUUUGGCAGGCCGGUGACGUCGUACACAAUCGACGGCAACUAUAUUUCGGCAUAUCAAGCACCCAUCGUUGACCCUCCAUACUACACGGUUAAUACCUUGUAUUUCCAGUCAUCGGAGUUAUCGCAGGGUACACAUACGCUGGUCAUCACGAACCUCAACGGGACGCCACCGAGCGAAUUCUGGCUCGACUACGUCAUUUAUCUUCCGGGCGCUGCUACGACCGCCCCCGCCUCUACCCCCACGACGGACUCUCCCCCACCUCCCCCCGCGACUACGCCACUGUCGUCCAGCCCCAGUCCGACACCACCGGGCACCUCCCCGCCUCCCGGCAGCCCGCCCGAGUCUUCGUCUUCGUCACCAUCCCUAAAUUUUCCCAGCAGUCCGUCCGCUAAUUCAGGCCCAACUUCACCAGGUGCCAGUGCCUCCACUGACCUAUCCUCCUCGUCAAGCAACCAUCCCACCUCUCCUUCAUCCUCCCCGUCGCAUAACUCCUCCACUGAGCUCACCUCGCUCACCCCAGGAUAUGCCGCCUCGUCGCCCAGUGCGUUCAGUCAUUCGGGAGGCACAAGUUCUGCAGCGGAUCAUUCUUCGACUGGCAUCUCAGCUGCGGCAUCAAAAUCGAAGACACCUAUAGGUGCCAUAGCAGGUGGGUCGGUCGGGGGUGUGGUCGGACUCGUCGUUCUGCUUUUGCUGUUCUUUUUGUUGUGGCGGCGGAGGGGACGCCGUUCUGGUGAGGACGUCCGUCCCUUCGCGUCCUGGCGCCACGAUCCGGAACCGGCGAGGGUCCCUUUCGUAUAUCACAAAUCACCCCUCCCAGGCACUUCCCACAAUCCUCCAGAGAUGGUGGCGACUGCGUCUGUGAGCUCACCGGAGUCUGUGAGCUCUACUAGCUCUGGCUCUGUCCCCUCGCAGCAACAACCUGUUGUAAUAUCAGAACUCACGUCUGUUGUAACACACCAGCAUGAAGACUCUGGUGUGCGGUUAGCGCCGGCACCCGUGGUCGUGGAGGUACCCCCCGCGUAUACUCACGCAUGA
This is a messenger RNA of Sparassis crispa, 1218 nucleotides long. RefSeq lists its product as hypothetical. NCBI's taxonomy places the organism in Eukaryota, Fungi, Basidiomycota, Agaricomycetes, Polyporales, Sparassidaceae. Bases 1 to 1218 code for a protein of 405 amino acids. The transcript is spliced from 3 exons. The record is from RefSeq and is a predicted model, not a curated record.